AAUUAUUGGCGUUUUGGGGUUUCACAAUUAUUGUCCUUCUUCAACCUCACUCAGCUCGUUUAACCACCGCCACUCCAAACCCACACUCCUCCACCGGAGAAACUUAUAAGACCCGAAGUUGUUGAAAGGGUUGGUGUUGAAAAUCAAGAUCCAAUUGUCAAGUGUACAGGUAUGAACUUAUAUAAUAGCAUUCUUAGCUUGCUCGAUGAGGUUAGACAUAUGGGUUUGAUCUAUUAUCCUCUCUUAUAGCUUGAUUUGGUGAGUUCAUUUCAAGAUAUAAUUAAUGUAUGAGAAGAGACAUUGAUCAUCAAGUGUUAAUUUGAUGGACUUUAGCAACUUUAGGCCCGAAUCGCAUGUUGCCCAGCAAAGCCGGCGCGAUAAGUUGAGAGUUCAGCAGAGUUCAACAACAGCCCAAUCACAGCAUUUAGAGGACUACCCUAACAAUCAGGGACUAAACCCAGAUGUUUUUCAGGUCCCCAAUGUUAGGUACGGCAAUAUAUCCUAUAACCCGGCUAUGUUUUCUUCUCAAAUGCUCAAUUUCGCAGUGACAAAGGAUGCUAUGGAGGUGGUGCAUCAAGAAUCUAUUGGCGUUCCGCCUGAUCAUAGGCAGAUUGCCGACGAAAUUACUUCUGUUGCUAACUCAACACACCCAAUAUCAUCACCUAAAGUCAGUGGUGGGCCACAAAGUUGUGGGACUUGGAAAAGUAUUGGUGGUUCACAGCAAAGUUGUGAUUGGAUUGGUAAUUAUUCAAGUGGAUUAACUAGCAGUGAAAGCAAUCACAACAACCCACUGUUUGUAAACAGCAUUGCUUCAUCUAGUUUCAGUGGGUAUCAAUAUGUUGUACAGUCCUCUUUAAUCAAUUCAUCUAGUGAAAUUUCAAGUCAAAAUAGGGAAAAGGGUUAUGAGGAAAUGCAAUUUAAUUCUCUUCCACUUUACCAAAACGCCCAGCUAGCAGCUGGGGUUACAUUGGCCACAGCUGGCCCUGGUUCUUGGUCCGAUGGUGGGAAUGAACUUCCUCUUCUUCCAAAUUGUGGUGAUCAAUCCAUUCCUUUGCGUCUUAAUGACGCUUCUUCUGCAUGGAUGAGUAGGCCGGAGGAGGGUUGUCAUCAUCAGUGGAGUACCAGCGAAUUGGGUUUUCUAGCAAGUAAGAGUGAUAGGGACUUGAGGAGCGUUGCGAGCGAUUCUAACACACACGGUUUAUCUCUAUCUCUUUCACAUGGUGGUCAAUUUGGAGAAGAUUUACACUCCGGAACCACUGGUGUUUUCAAUGAUCUUCGCAACUUGAAACCAUCCAUUGACAGUGGUAAAAAUACUUGUCAAGACAUGAUAAGGUCAUCUACCUUUACUCAUCGAAAUACCGGUCCUCUGGGGCCUUUCACGGGCUAUGCAACUAUACUUAAGGGUUCAAGAUUUUUGAAGCCUGCCCAGAAGCUGUUGGAUGAAAUUUGUAUUGGGAGUGACCGAGAGAAACCCAUCAAAAAAAGUGAGGUGUCUGAUAAGGUUUCUGCAGAUGCUGGUAAUGCUGCUAAGUCUAUGGUUGGACUUGGCGAUAAGGGCGGUGAUCACUCAGGUGUUUUGUCAUCCACAAUUUAUAGUUCAAACGAAAUUAGGGGGGAAGGUGGUGUUGGCAGCAGCUCAAGUGAAUCUUAUGGGCCUGAAUUUCAGCAAAAGAAGGCAAAGCUGUUAUUUAUGCAGGAGGAGGUUUGCAGAAGGUACAAACAGUAUCACCAGCAGAUGCAAAUGGUUGUUUCAUCAUUUGAGUCGGUGGCUGGGCUUAGCGCUGCCACACCUUACAUUUCUUUGGCUCUGAAGACAGUGUCAAAGCACUUCCGAUGCCUAAAGAAUGCCAUCUCAGACCAGCUUAGGUACAUAAGAAAAGCCUUGGGGGAGGACUUGUCAUCUCCCACCACCUGUGCAAGCAGUAGAAAAGGUGAUGAUAGAAGUACAUCGAAGUUAACAUUUGCUGACCAUAGCUUUUCAAAGCAAAAGUCUGGUGGCGGCAAUCUCAGCUUCUUUGAAGCCCAACAGCACAUCUGGAGGCCUCAGAGAGGCCUACCGGAACGUUCUGUGGCCGUUCUUAGAGCCUGGCUAUUUGAACACUUUCUUCACCCGUAUCCAACUGACACAGACAAGCAAAUGUUGGCCAAUCAAACUGGACUAUCCCGAAACCAGGUAUCAAAUUGGUUCAUUAAUGCCCGAGUCCGGGUGUGGAAGCCCAUGGUUGAAGAAAUACACAUGCUUGAAACCAAAGGUUUGGCGGAACCCAACUCAAACAUGAGCAAGAAUGAUGGGAGACCUGCUGCUGAAGGUGCCGGCUGUUCAAACAGUGAUCAAAUCAUAAGCAGGCUCGGUGUAAUUUCUACUCCAGGUGAGCAAGUUGAGUGCCUUCAGAUUGGAUCCUUAUCGGGCACAGGAGUUGGACAGAACGCUGCAGAGCAAUGGAAUCAGGAUAAACGGUCCAGAUUGCACUGUCAAAUCCCGGCUAGCAUGGAUGGUUCUUUGAUGGGUGGUUUUGUGCCGUACCAGCGUAGUGGGCUUGAGAUUGGCGGGCUUGGAGCAGUGUCGCUCACGUUGGGCCUCAGGCAAAGUGCAGAGAGCUCACAGCAGCAGCAGCAGCAAUUGCAACAACAACAUGAACAUCAGCUUAUGCAGCAUUUUGGAGGUCAGAUGAUUCAUGAUUUUGUUGGUUAAUAUAUGCACAGCUAAAAGUCAAACAAGUGAAUAAAAGAUAAGAGGAUUGUUUUGAAAAGGAAAAAAAAGAAACAAAAAGGGUUUGAAUGAAUACGCGAUCGUAGCGGUAGGUAGGAGAUGAAUUAAGGUCAUGUAUGAUAGUGGUUUUAAGGUGAAGAGUCAAAUCCAUGAACAUGAAAUUUACAAAGAUGUGUUAAUGAGGUGUUUAAAUGGAAAUCAAGAAAGAGGAUGAAGUAUCUCUUGUGUGUUUCUCA
Molecule: messenger RNA, 2946 nt
Organism: Camellia sinensis
Lineage: Eukaryota; Viridiplantae; Streptophyta; Magnoliopsida; Ericales; Theaceae
Source: RefSeq, a predicted model, not a curated record